CUCACGUCUCACGCCACGGAAACGCUCUCGACGCUCGUCUCGCCCGUCGUCCUCCGCGCGCCGUCGCCGCCCAGUCGUCGCGACAGCGAACCCGACGCCCGCGCGCGCCGCGAACGCGUCGGUCGGCAACCCUAAAGGAAAGAGGGCGGAAAGAAAAGGGCGCUUCUCGCGCGUAGGAUAGAUCUCGGCCGCGAUGAGCAUCGCGCGACGCGCGCUCCUGAGCGCCGCGGCGUCGACGUCGCGCGCUCACGUCGCCCCCGCGGCGACCGCGGCGACCGCGCGCGCGUACCACAAGAACGUCGUCGACCACUUCGAGAAACCUCGCAACGUCGGGUCGUUCGAUAAGAAAGAUCUGAACGUCGGGACGGGGCUCGUCGGCGCGCCCGCGUGCGGGGACGUCAUGAAGCUCCAGAUCAAAGUCGACGACGACGGGAACAUCGUGGACUCGUGCUUCAAGACGUUCGGGUGCGGCAGCGCGAUCGCGAGCAGCAGCGUCGUCACGGAGUGGGUGAAGGGGCAGCACAUCGAUCAGGCGGUGACGAUAAAAAACAACGAGAUCGCGAAGCACCUGAACCUGCCCCCGGUGAAGCUACACUGCAGCAUGCUCGCGGAGGACGCGAUCAAAGCCGCGGUGGACGAUUUGAAGAAGAAACGCGCGGAGGCCAAGGCGUGA
Micromonas pusilla CCMP1545 is the source of this 673-nucleotide messenger RNA. RefSeq names its product iron-sulfur cofactor synthesis protein (gene ISCU). Gene Ontology annotation, biological process: intracellular iron ion homeostasis; iron-sulfur cluster assembly. The transcript has a single exon. The record is from RefSeq and is a predicted model, not a curated record. Gene Ontology annotation, cellular component: cytoplasm; mitochondrial matrix. Gene Ontology annotation, molecular function: 2 iron, 2 sulfur cluster binding; ferrous iron binding. Lineage: Eukaryota; Viridiplantae; Chlorophyta; Mamiellophyceae; Mamiellales; Mamiellaceae. The coding region runs from base 194 to 673 and encodes 159 amino acids.